CACGUCAGAAUACGUUUCUCUUCAUGCCGGUAACGGAGCUACGCAUGUACUGUACCUGAAAAGAGGACUAAACUUUAAACAUUGUACGGUAGUUUUUACGGUGGUUUAAUCACUUCUUGUGCUUACGCGCUGUUACAAUGAUAAUAACCUGUAUUUAAUCGGUUGUACGGCCUAACGGGGUAUCACGAAAGGAAACAGCUGCUGCAGUAAGUACUUGCAUUAAUUUGCCCCACCUCUACAACAGCGGCAGCCGGGUGAGGAGGAGACGAGCGCACCGGACGAGACGCCAUGGCCUUCCUCUCCCGGCGCGGCUCCUAACGCGCGGCGGCGGCCAUGGCCCUGCCCCUGCAGCUCCUGCUGAGGGCUGCCCGCACAGUGGGCCUCGUUCUCUUCUACUACGCCUUCUCCAUCGGCAUCACCUUCUACAACAAGUGGCUCAUGAAGGGCUUCCACUUCCCCCUCUUCAUGACGCUGGUGCACCUCGUCAUGAUCUUCUGCCUGUCGGCUCUGACUCGCUCCGCCAUGCAGGGCUGGACAGGCAAGCCCCGCGUGCUGCUGUCCUGGACACAGUACCUCACCAAGGUGGCUCCCACAGCUGUGGCCACGGCCCUGGAUAUUGGCCUGUCCAACUGGAGCUUUCUGUUCAUCACCAUCAGCCUGUACACAAUGACCAAGUCUUCAGCUGUUUUGUUUAUCCUCUUCUUCUCACUUGUCUUCAGACUAGAGGAGCCGAACCCAUUCCUGAUUGUAGUAGUGCUCCUGAUUGCCAGCGGUCUCUUCAUGUUCACUUACGAGUCAACCCAGUUUAACAUGGAAGGCUUCGUGCUGGUUUUGUUGGCUUCAUUCAUUGGAGGAAUCCGCUGGACCCUCACGCAGAUCCUCAUGCAGAAGGCAGAGCUGGGAUUGCAGAACCCAGUGGACACCAUGUACCAUCUGCAGCCCCUCAUGCUUAUCGGACUCUUUCCACUCUUCCUCUACAAUGAAGGGCUGAGUCUGUGUGUGUCUGACAAGCUGUUCCGGGUCAGUGAACUGCCCCCCCUGCUCUACUCCUUACUGACCUUGUCUGUAGGAGGGUGCCUGGCUUUUGGGCUGGGCUUCUCCGAGUUUCUGCUCGUUUCCAAAACCUCCAGCCUCACCCUCUCCAUAGCCGGCAUCUUCAAGGAAGUGUGCACACUGCUGCUGGCUGCAGCACUCAUGGGAGACAGGAUGAGUCUUGUUAACUGGUUGGGCUUUGCCGUCUGUCUCUCGGGCAUCUCUCUUCAUGUGGGGCUCAAGACCUAUUACUCCAAGGGAAAGGUCUCCCAGAGCCGACUGCAGACCAGUAAAGGUGGGGCUCCUGAACUGGAGCUGCCCCUCCUGCACCACAGUGAAGGAGAAGAGGAGGGUGAUGAGCGGGAGAUCGUACACUGAGGAAGACUCUGCCAGGAUCAUGUCUAGCUUGGUACGGUGAAGAGUCUUGCAGGCUCCCGAUUUCAGGACCCUGAGAAGAAUUUUUCAGUCAUAGCUUGUCCGCCCCUGUGCUGGACAGAUGUCUCUGAGCCCUGGGUAACAGGAUUUGAACAGUCUGGGUCUUGUUGAGUCUGUGUCCAUUAGAUAAACCGCAAGGCACUUUGCUGCUUGGUGGGGAUUUUGCCUUAUAAUGACUUAAAUGCCAAAAAUGGUAACUAACUGUAGGCCUGGUCUGUGUGGCAGAUCAGGUGCUGACUUUCACAUUUUGCCAUUAUUACUUUCAAGUACAGGGGACUGGUUUUACCAAGGCUAAACCAUUUUUCUCUCCUGUAUCCAAUUACCUCAUUUUAUUGGUGAGUGUUUUUAAGUGGAACCAGAGAAAUAAUAGAUAUUUUUUUGCUGCUGUUAAAUGUAAGUAUGAGAAAUGAUACUUCACAGAAAGUAUAAACCUCGCAAAUACAAUGGUGAUUUGCUAUUAUGUUUAUUUGCUUUUGUCUGAUUUUUACCUCUUUGCAUGUAUAACUGAACUGUGAUAGAUCUAUAUCAAGAAACAUCUCGUUCAAUUCUGAUGUUUCAUUAUCACAACCAUUUUAAAAUUAUUUUUUUAAUGCGCAGUUUAAGUUAUAAUCUGUCUUUUAAGAGAAUAUUGCCAACCAGCAAAUGUAAUGUUUUAGCACUCUUGAGAAUGUCAGAUUUUGUUUGCCCGCCAUUGGGCAGAGUAAUAAGAUUCUUUGUUUCUUUUCCGAAUCAGAUAGCAGCUGUAAUGAAGGGCCAAUUAGAUUUGUGUCUCUUUAGCAAGACUUUCAUGCUUGCAGCUGAAGCAAAGACGUUCCUUAGCAAGGUUGCUGGUUUUAUUGGUUUCAUUACAAAAUAAACCUGGCGUAACACUGGCACCAUCAUAUGAGA
Molecule: messenger RNA, 2355 nt
Organism: Lepisosteus oculatus (spotted gar)
Lineage: Eukaryota; Metazoa; Chordata; Actinopteri; Semionotiformes; Lepisosteidae
Gene: slc35h1
Product: solute carrier family 35 member C2
Biological process (GO): UDP-glucose transmembrane transport
Cellular component (GO): endoplasmic reticulum-Golgi intermediate compartment; Golgi apparatus; cis-Golgi network
Molecular function (GO): antiporter activity
Source: RefSeq, a predicted model, not a curated record